AUGCCGAGUUCUUUGAACAUUUGGUUCGUUCUGGUGGUUUCAAUCUCUGUGCUUAUAUCAUGGACUAGUCUAAUAGGGGAAGGUGGCAAAUCCUCUGCUCCCUCUGCUCCUGGGUUUUCCUCUGUAAGUUUGGCUUCUUCCCAUGUUGAAUCCAGCUUGGAGUACGAUUUCUACCGCCAGACUUGCCCACAAGCCGAGGCCAUCGUGAGGUCUUCGAUGGCUCGCAUUUAUUCUGAGCACCAGGAUGUCUCACCGGCUCUACUGCGUCUCUUUUUCCUUGACUGCUUCAUUGAGGGCUGUGAUGCUUCGGUCCUCUUGGAUGACAGCAAUGGUGAUAAAAACCGUUCCAUUGAGAGGCAGGCUAUACCCAAUAAGACAUUGAAGGGUUUUGAUCAGAUUGAUUUGAUCAAGGAGGAGCUCGAAAAAGCUUGUCCAGGGGUUGUUUCUUGUGCUGAUACUGUUUCUAUUGCCACUAGAGAUGGCAUAGUUCUGGCUGGUGGCCCCUUUUAUCCAGUGCUAACAGGCCGGAGGGAUAGCAGUCAUUCAUACUACGACGAAGCACUGGCCGAGAUUCCACGACCGGAUGAUAAUGUGACACAGACACUUCACCUGUUUGCCCUCAGAGGUUUUGAUGAAAGAGAAACAGUCAGUCUUCUAGGAGGACACAACAUUGGGAAAAUUGGGUGUGAAUUAAUAGAGAAGCGCCUCUCUGACUUCAAGGAGACAGGGCAGCCAGACCCAAUGAUAGCUCCUGAUUUCCUGACUGAAAUGAGACUCAAGUGCCAAGACAGUAGUAGUAAUAGCACCACACUAUUACCGGGGAUGUCAUACUUGCAGACAUUAUCAUCUUCAAUAUCAUCUGGGGCAGGUUUUGGCACUCACUAUUACCGGAGCCUGUUAAUGGGGAGGGGACUCCUCUUUGCUGAUCAACAGCUGAUGGCUGAAGAGAAGACGGCGAGACUGGUAAGAGCUUAUGCUUCAGACGAUGGAUCAACUUUUAGAAUGGACUUUGGCCGGGCAUUGAUGAAGAUGUCAAGCCUUGGUGUUCUCACUGGAUCGAAAGGUCAGGUCAGACGGAAUUGCUCCAUGCCUGUUUUCACUUUUUAAGUGACACUCACUCUUGGAAUCUUCUUGAUUUCAUGCCAUCUAUGUCACAGAAAUUCUGUAUUGUAUAUAAAGAGCAAUGAAGAGUAGGAGGCUACGGUGACAAUAAUGAAUCUGAUUGUAACAAGUGCAUAUAGAUAUAAG
Messenger RNA from Corylus avellana, 1248 nucleotides. Its product is annotated as putative Peroxidase 48. Lineage: Eukaryota; Viridiplantae; Streptophyta; Magnoliopsida; Fagales; Betulaceae. Gene Ontology annotation, biological process: hydrogen peroxide catabolic process; response to oxidative stress. The record is from RefSeq and is a predicted model, not a curated record. Gene Ontology annotation, molecular function: peroxidase activity; heme binding.